AAAAAAAGGUUAGGAGGGAUUGUAGAUACAACAUUGCGGAGCUUGUUGUAAGAGACAAGGUUGUGGUGGUCGUCAUCUGCGUGCACCAGUUUCCAGGGGAGAAACCACAGCUUAAGAGAUGACAUGCUUUGGGAGAAGUGGAGCGAGACAGUACAACCGAUCUGAAACCCCCCGCAUCCGGUGGACCGAGGACCUCCAUCGCCGCUUCAUCCAAGCUGUCGCGAGCCUCGGAGGAGAGAACAAAGCAACUCCAAAGCAAAUCUUACGACUGAUGAGUGUGAAGGGACUCGGGAUGUCUCAUGUUAAAAGCCACCUGCAAAUGUACAGAAUCACCAUCAGCCAAGCCAAACUCCACAAGUUUCCAUCCACAGACAACAAGAAAAGGAGGAGGAGAACACAGCAUUACACUUCUUUUGUUGAUUCCACUUCACCAGUACUUCAUUGUGAAGAUCCACGGAUGAACUCCAGACUCGGCUGCAACUACAUCUUCCAAUUACCAUCAUUUGAAGGUGUGAUGAGAGAGUUGAUCUCAAGGAGCAUAAAUAAUGACACAAAUAAUUUUGGAUAUAUUGAAAGAGAUCUAUCCAACCAAGAUGACGAGUUACUUCAGCUGGAUUGCGAGCUGACUCUAUCAUCUUUCAACCAUCAGAAGCCAGAGGAAACAGUGGUUCCCAGGAUCACAAGCAGUGAAGGUUCCAUUGGCUGUAGAGACCCAACUUGCAGUCACCUUGACCUAGAGCUGGCAAUCUCAUCUCCUAGUUCUUGUCAUCUCAUCGGACAGUUGGAGAGUGAAUGAGUUAAUACACUGAGAUCAUCUUGUGCAGAGGAGGAAAGAUGAGUUAUUAGCACAUAUAAAUAUAUA
Molecule: messenger RNA, 862 nt
Organism: Musa acuminata subsp. malaccensis (wild Malaysian banana)
Lineage: Eukaryota; Viridiplantae; Streptophyta; Magnoliopsida; Zingiberales; Musaceae
Product: myb family transcription factor MPH1
Molecular function (GO): DNA binding; DNA-binding transcription factor activity
Source: RefSeq, a predicted model, not a curated record